Ilex paraguariensis (yerba mate) is the source of this 420-nucleotide messenger RNA. NCBI's taxonomy places the organism in Eukaryota, Viridiplantae, Streptophyta, Magnoliopsida, Aquifoliales, Aquifoliaceae. The record is from the annotation of a GenBank genome assembly.
AUGGCUUUUGUUGGUGGACAUAAGAAAGGAUUUACUGCAAUUGGACUCAGAAACUCAGGGAAAACACUUCAAGUCCAACCUAGAACUACCCUUGCUUCUAUUGAAUCCUUGACCAUUCCUCUUGUCCAGGAAGUUGUUUUAUUAGCUGAUUUUCGAUGUUCAGGGUGUCAGAAGAGGGUUGCUGAAAUAAUGUCUAAAAUGAAUGGAGAGUCUGAUUCUGUGGAGGUGAGUGUGUUGGAGAAGAAGGUAACACUCACUUGUAAAUACCCUAAAGCUCUCGAAGUACCUUCACAACAAGUUGCUGCAAUAUACAGAAAUCCCCUCAACAAAUUCACCAUGUCCAUGAUCAUGCGGCUAUUUCGCUGUUCACGCACUUUAUUAGAAAUCAAAGCGAUCCCUCGUACGCUACCACAAAAGUGA